UCUUCUCGCGUGAGAGGGCCAUGCCGCUGGUUACCGAGAGGAUUGCAUUGGUCGAUCUUCGAGUUGCAGUCCUUCAGCCUCACACUCGUUCCCUGCAUCAGUCAGCCGUCGCUGAAGUGGCCGCGAAGUUAAGGGCCUAAGUCCGCAAACACCGAAGCGGUUGAUUCGAAGAUAUUGCAUAUAAGGACCGUUCAUUGCUCCGAUCAGCAUUAGAAAUCCCGUCAAGAUGCUCCCACCAACCCAUAAAGCGCUUGUACAAGAAGUUUACGCAGAGCCGCUGGUGGUCAAAGAAAUCGCAACGCCUCAGCCAGACCCCGGCUCCGUCGUCAUCAAAAUCAUCGCAGUACCCAUCAUUAGCUACGCGCGAGAAGUCUACAAUGGCAAUCGAAAGUACUCGUAUCCAACUCCUCUGGUCGUAGGCACCAGCGCAAUUGGCAGGGUUGCUGCGGUGGGAGUCGACACUGUGAAACUCAAGGAAGGAGAUUUGGUCUAUACUGACUGCGUUGUUCGUGGGAGGGACGAUGAAGAAGCGAUAAUCUUGACGGGAUUGGCCGACGGAUCGACAGAUGGCAGCCGUAAGCUGUUUGCUCAAGCUUGGAAGGAUUCUACUUGUGCAGAAUACGCUCGAGUUCCACUGGAGAACACCUUUGCGUUGGAUGAGGCAAGACUUUGCGGAUCUCCCGACACUGGCGGCCUGGGCUAUUCCCGGGAGCAGCUCUGCUGGAUUCUUCAGGCAUUGGUUCCGUAUGGAGGGCUGAGGAGUAUCGAUCUACAAGCAGGGGAGACGAUUUUGAUCGCUCCAUCGACGGGCGGGUUUGGAUCUGCUGCCGUUGUUGUCGCCUUGGCCAUGGGCGCGAGGGUUGUUGCUGCCGGAAGAAAUGCAGAGGCACUGGCAAAGACCAAGGCGCUGAAUGACAGAGUCGAAACGGUGCAAAUCACAGGCGAUGUAGAGGAAGAAGUCGCGGCAAUCAAAAAAGCGGCCAGAGGCAAUAUCGAUGCCUUUCUCGAUAUUUCCCCCCCGGAGGCACAGCAUUCGACUCACCUGAAAGCGGGCAUUAUGAGUCUGCGGCAGGCUGGGAGAGUGAGCUUGAUGGGCGGGCUAUUGGAGGACGUGCCUUUUCCCCACCGCUUCAUCAUGAGGAGAAACAUUACGCUCAAGGGGCAGUGGAUGUAUUCCCGAGAGGAAAUCCUGGCUUUCCUACGCUUGGUGACGAGCGGUGUGUUGAAUUUCCGGGAUAUCGUCAAGGUGCAGGGCAAGUUUGCGCUGGAAGCUUGGGGAAAGGCAUUUGACGUUGCGUGGGAGUCUGGCCGUCUCGGUGAGCUGGUAGUGCUGACGCCGUGAGUGAGAUCAUUCAGCUCGGCCGAGUCAUGCGAGAGCUUCUGCUUGGAAGAGGUAGAAGGUGUUUCCACAUUCAGCCAUGCCGAGUACUGUAGCCGUCCAUCUAUACGACCAAACUCUCCUGCGCGAUAGAAUGCACGCUCCACGUGCCGCCCCACUGCAACGUUACA
Messenger RNA from Neohortaea acidophila, 1509 nucleotides. RefSeq names its product alcohol dehydrogenase. The transcript is spliced from 4 exons. The coding region runs from base 227 to 1342 and encodes 371 amino acids. The record is from RefSeq and is a predicted model, not a curated record. Lineage: Eukaryota; Fungi; Ascomycota; Dothideomycetes; Mycosphaerellales; Teratosphaeriaceae.